AUGCAUCGAAAAAGCCAGCAUAAGUCAUGUGCACUCAUGCUAGGCCUUGCCCGUUUGGGAUUACUUGUGCUGCACGUCAUGUUGUGUCUCUACAGUGUCAAGCUAUCCCUCUCCAUGAUGGAACUGGCGGCUCGCUCAACGGAGAAGCCGAUUAAUAAACCUCUCGAGAGACACAUCAUGACUUCUGCUGUGGCUAAAAAGAUCUCGGCCAGUUUGGUGAUGAUGAAAUCAAUAUCCCAGCACAACCAAGCUCCUGUUCUUCGCCCUUGGUCUCAGCCUCGCCUCUUCCUCAUCGGACUGUUUGGCGCCUGCGUCGAGGAGUGCUUUAUGUGUUGCUUGACUAUAUAA
Messenger RNA from Aspergillus luchuensis, 348 nucleotides. RefSeq lists its product as uncharacterized. Lineage: Eukaryota; Fungi; Ascomycota; Eurotiomycetes; Eurotiales; Aspergillaceae. The record is from RefSeq and is a predicted model, not a curated record. The transcript has a single exon. The coding region runs from base 1 to 348 and encodes 115 amino acids.